Messenger RNA from Thecamonas trahens ATCC 50062, 2385 nucleotides. RefSeq lists its product as uncharacterized. Lineage: Eukaryota; Apusomonadida; Apusomonadidae. The transcript has 2 exons. Gene Ontology annotation, molecular function: protein binding. The record is from RefSeq and is a predicted model, not a curated record. Bases 1 to 2121 code for a protein of 706 amino acids.
AUGGGCAACCGUCUUCAGAAGGAAGUGUUUGAGCGGUCACGGGGAGAAUCAAGUGAGUUGGUCUUUGAGAAGGUCAAGAUUGGAAGUGUGCCUCCGCUCGUCCUUGCUGCAUGUAAGAUCACCGUCAACGGAUGCAACAUCACUGAGCUGCCCGAGUUUGGGUUCGAGGAUGUGGCGAGUACGCUCAUCUCGCUCCACGCAGAGCGAAACAAGCUGCGGGUUCUACCGCCGGCUAUGGGCGCACUAACGGCGCUUGUCUCGCUCAACCUGUUCCGCAACAAGAUCACGUCGCUCCCAGAUGAACUGUUUAACUGUGUCUCGCUCCGCAAGCUCAUUCUCCACAAGAAUGCCCUGACUGAAAUCCCGCCGGGUAUUGGCCGGCUCUCCAAGCUCAAGUUCAUCUUCAUUGGUGGAAACAAGAUCCGCGAGCUUCCGACUGAGCUGUUUGCCAUUCCCAGCCUGAUCGAGGUCCACGCCCAAGAGAACGCGCUUACUGAGCUUCCGGAAGGGAUUGGCUCUGCUUCCCACUUGCGGAUUCUCAACGUGCGCAACAACAAGAUUACAAGUCUCCCGAACAGCAUCGGGAGUUUGAUCGCGCUGCAGCAGCUAUCAGUGUGGGGCAACAAGCUGGCCGCCAUUCCGGACUCGAUCGAGGGCUGCAUGGCACUUACCUCUCUUGUGGCCCAUCGCAAUGUGCUGACUGACCUGCCGUAUGGCCUCAUCUUCUGCACUUUUCUGGACGAGGUCUCUAUCAGCUCAAACGCGUUCUCCGGCGAGAGAAAGGUAUGGCCCAAGCUCUCUGUUGCGGAGCUCAAAGCCGCCAUCGCUGGGCCUUGUUGGGAGGACGCGGUCGCUGCCCGCACAGCCUCUAUGCAGCCCGCGGCGAUGGAAGCAUCGCCUGCAAUUGUUGCUGGUGCGCCGUCGUCACCAUCAUCGUCCUCGUCGUCCAGCUCUUCACCACCAGCUUCACCGUCGGCAACUACCGCACCAACUGAAGCAUACCCCGAGCCCGCGGCGCUUAAGUUUGAUCUCGCCGACCACGAGUCGAAUCCGUCCAUCCCUCCUCCGGUUGUGGUUAUGUCGGCGCCAUCGUCCGAUGACGACAAUGAGACCACAACGAAGCCGGCGAAGACCAAGAGCCGCGGCCCGCCGCGGCCCAAGUCAUGGGCAUCGCCGGGUGGUGGCGAUUUGACGUCCGAGGCUAAAAUGCAGCUGGCGGAGCGGCUGCUGUCGAUGGCGCCAGACGACGGGCUCUUCACCAUGACUCGCAACAAGCUCAACGCUAUCCAGCAUCUACGUAAGACCGUCGAAGUCCACCAUUGGCUGGUGGCGAUGUUAGGCGUGCCGCUCAGCUCGGACGACCUGUGGAUCGAGCUCCGUGAUGGCAUCAAGCUCUGCCAGAUCGGCAACAAGCUGCUGCCAGGUGCGUGCCGGGUUCUUGACGACUCGCAUCCAUUCCACCAGCGCGACAACACAGCGUCAUUUCUACGCUUUGCACGGGCGUUCGGCAUGGAUCCGAUGCGCCUGUUUGAGGUCAACGACCUUUACCAGCGUCGCAACGUCGUCGCUGUCGUCGAUGUCCUUCACGAGCUUGCGCAGAAGGCUCACGAGAAGGGCGAUGGCCCGGUGGUCGAGCAGACCAUUCCACUCUCGGCGUACACGCCGGCACAGAUUGCGCUCGCGGUGGCGCAGCUCUCGUCACGUGAGGACCAGGCGGUCCGCAAGGCGACGCUGCGGAUGUCGUCGGGUAAGAAGGCGAAGAAGAAGGCCAAGGCCAAGGCCGAGGCUGAGCCCGAGGCCAAGGCUGAGGCUGCGCUGCCCGAGGGACUUGUCGCACCGGACGAGCUCGAGUUUGCCCAGUCACUCGACGCCGCGAUGCUCAAUCUUCUCGAGGAGCACACCCAUACCAAGCUCGACGAGCUUGUCGAGACUGCGCUUGCCCCACCGCCCGAGACGCCGCCGCCCGAGCUCGCAGAUGCCGAGAGCAAUGAGGCCGAUACCAGCGAUGUUGCUGCGACGGCAGCGAAGCCUAAGUCGCGGUCCGAGGUCCUCGUCGAGACGCAUACCUGCGAGCUGGAGACGCUACUUGCCGACGUCGACAACCUGCUCGCCGGACUGUGAGCUGUGUUCAUUGGUACUCCUGCCAAGCCCGAGCCAGGUUGCCGAGGUAUGUGGCAAGGACCUUACGGUAGUUCUUAAGAUGAGUGACGUUCAUCUCCUCGAUGGGCUGCUCGAUGAGCUCGGAGAGGUGCUCGGUCUUCGUCUCGAGGCUUUCUUGCUGGUCCUCGAACAUGGUGCGGAGCUGCGAGUCCUCAGGCAUGUAGUAGGCAUGGGCGUAGGACCACUUGAGAACUUGGCGGGCCUGGAUGACGAGCUCGGCGGCUU